Molecule: messenger RNA, 8634 nt
Organism: Choloepus didactylus (southern two-toed sloth)
Lineage: Eukaryota; Metazoa; Chordata; Mammalia; Pilosa; Megalonychidae
Gene: VEZT
Product: vezatin, adherens junctions transmembrane protein
Exons: 13
Coding region: 269-2605 (778 amino acids)
Biological process (GO): cell-cell adhesion
Cellular component (GO): plasma membrane
Molecular function (GO): myosin binding
Source: RefSeq, a predicted model, not a curated record
GGAAGGGCUGAAACAGACGUGUUGGAGCCGCCUGGUCUCCCGCCUUCAUUUCCCAUCGUGCUGAGGCGGGUGGUAUGGCGGAGAAGGAUGACACCGGAGUUUGACGAAGAGGUGGUUUUUGAGGAUCAUCCUGUCAAUUUCAAUGAAAAAGAAAAAAACUAAGAUUUUGAUCGAGAUUGCCUUGAAUCCAAAGAUUAAUUUGGGGAGAUUUGACAUCUUUACAAUAUUGAGUCUUCCGGAGCAUUAACAUUUAUUGCUUGCCUUCUAAAUGAGUACGAAUUCUCCACUUUAUCAGUACUUACAGGAUCUAGGACACACAGACUUUGAAAUAUGUUCUUCUUUGUCACCAAAAACAGAAAAAUCCACACCAACAGAGGGACAACAAAAGCCCCCUACGAGAGCCUUCUCAAAACAAGUCAUCCUGUUAAAAGUGGCUGAAACCAUCAAAAGUUGUUUUUUUUUCCCUCCGUGCAGUAAGAAAGAUGAUUUACUUCACAAGUUGGAUAUUGGAUUCCGACUCAACUCACUGCAUACCAUUCUGCAACAGGAAGUCCUGUUACAAGAGGAUGUGGAGCUGAUUGAGCUACUUGAUCCUAGUAUCCUGUCUGUAGGGCAACCUCAGCAACAGGAAAAUGGACACCUUCCAACGCUUCGUUCCCUGGCAACCCCUAAUAUUUGGGAUAUCUCAAUGCUAUUUGCCUUCAUUAGUUUACUCAUUAUGCUUCCCACUUGGUGGAUUGUAUCUUCCUGGUUGAUAUGGGGAGUGGUUCUAUUUGUUUAUCUGCUCAUAAGAGCUUUGAGAUUAUGGAGGACAGCCAAACUACAACUGACUCUUAAAAAAUACAACGUCCAUUUGGAAGAUACAGCAGCAAAUAGUAGAGCUUUUACUAACCUUGUAAGAAAAGCAUUACGUCUCAUCCAAGAAACUGAAGUCAUUUCCAGAGGCUUUACACUUUUGCUUGACAGGGUCAGUGCUGCUUGCUCAUUUAAUAAAGCUGGACAGCAUCCCAGUCAGCAUCUCAUCGGUCUUCGGAAAGCUGUCUACAGAACUGUAAGAGCCAACUUUCAAGCAGCAAGGCUAGCUACCCUAUAUAUGCUGAAAAACUACCCCCUGAACUCUGAAAGUGACAAUGUAACCAACUACAUCUGUGUGGUGCCUUUUAAGGAACUGGGCCUUGGACUUAGUGAAGAGCAAAUUUCAGAAGAGGAAGCACAUAACUUUACAGAUGGCUUCAGCCUACCUGCAUUGAAGGUUUUGUUUCAACUGUGGGUGGCACAGAGUUCAGAGUUUUUCAGACGAUUAGCCCUGUUACUUUCUACAGCUAAUUCACCUCCUGGGUCCUUACUUACUCCAGCGCUUUUGCCUCAUCUUAUUUUAUCUGAUGUGACUCAAGGUCUACCUCAUGCUCAUUCUGCUUGUUUGGAAGAGCUUAAGCGCAGCUACGAGUUCCAUCGGUACUUUGAAACUCAGCACCAGUCAGUACCCCAGCGUUUGUCCAAAACCCAACAGAAGUCCAGAGAAUUGAAUAGUGUUCACACAGCAAUACGCAGCUUGCAGCUCCAUCUGAAAGCAUUACUGAAUGAGGUAAUCAUUUUUGAAGAUGAACUUGAAAAGCUUGUUUAUACUAAAGAAACCCAAGAACUAGUGUCAGAAGCUUAUCAAAUCCUAGACCAGAAAUUAAAGUUGAUUCAGCCCCAUGUUCAAGCAAGCAACAGUUGCUGGGAAGAAGCCAUUACUCAGGUGGACAAACUGCUACAAAGAAAUACAGAUAAAAAAGGCAAGCCUGAAAUAGCAUGUGAAAACCCACAUUGUACUGCAGUACCUUUAAUUCAGCCUAUUCUGCACAUUGCAGAUAAAGAUCCAAUCCCUGAAGAGCAGGAAUUAGAAGCUUAUGUAGAUGAUAUAGAUCUUGACAGUGAUUUCAGAGAGGAUGAUUUUUAUUACUUGUCUCAAGAAGACAAAGAGAGACAGAAGCGAGAACAGGAAGAAUCCAAGAGGGUACUCCAGGAAUUAAAAUCUGUACUGGGAUUUAAAGCAUCAGAGGCAGAAAGACAGAAGUGGAAGCAACUUCUGUUUAGUGAUCAUGCUGUGUUGAAAUCCUUGUCUCCUGUAGACCCAGUGGAACCCAUAAAUAAUUCAGAACCAUCUAUGAAUUCAGAUAUGGGAAAAUUUGGUAAAAAUGAUACUGAAGAGGAAAAUAGUAAACUCUCCACAACUGACAGUGAAAUAAGUAGGACUGAGUAUUCAUGUGAAAUCCCUCUACAUGGUAAAAAUAAAGACAAUUCUGCAAAUGAAGUCUUCAUCCAAGGAGCUGAAGAAAGAGUAUAUUACCAAUGUGAGAGUGAAGAUGAUUCUCAGCAGGCAGAUAUAGGUGGCCUGGCCACUGCCCAGCCAACCCCCAGAGACUCAUUACAGCCUUCCAUUAAGCAGAGGCUGGCACGGCUACAGCUGUCAUCAGAUUUUACCUUCACUGCUGGCAUUGCUGCAGAAGUGGCUGCUAGAUCUCUCUCCUUUACCACCAUGCAGGAACAGACUUUUGGCGAUGAAGAGGAGGAAACGGAACAAAUAAUACAAGAAAAUAAAAAUGGGGUAGACAAAAAAUAAGAACCAAGAUUCACAUAUUUUAAAUUCUUCUAUUUAUUAAAGUGUUUUAGCUUCAAGACUAGAUAUUCCACCGAAAAGGGAAAAUGAGUGUAAGUUUACAUAUAUAGCUAAGAUACAAAUUUAUAGGGAGAACCUUGGUUACAACAACUGAUAUGAAAAUAGUAGUUACGUAUAAAUGGCAGAUCUUUUAGGAAAGUAAGAGAAAGGUAAGGGUUCUCUUGAAGAAUCUGCUGUUUUAUUUGUGGCAAAAUGCUCUAUCUUGGAAAUUCAUUAAAUACUUUUUAUAGGAAAUGAAUUUAUCAUUUCUUGCCUAAAUUUGCUAGCAUAAGGUGACUGGGAUAAUUUUGUUGCAAGAACAAUUAAUAUGACUCCUUUUUACUUUAUUCUUGCAGUUAAUAACUGCAGGUAUUACAUAUUUAUGACAAGUUGUUUGUAUGUUCUUUUGUUUUAUACCAGUCAUUAAAAAAAAAAAGAUACAGGUUCUGAAUAAAAAAAUUCAAUUCAUAUGAUCAAUGUGUGCUGGGGUUUGAAACUAAAAAAUACUUUAUUUUUCAUAAAAGUACUUUCAAAAGUACUUGGAGUAUGAUGUGCUUCUUUUAUGUUUCCUUGUACAUACAUGUAUUCAGUAGUUAAUUUUAAGAUGUCCUAAUGAUCUUUAAAAGAAAAACUACCAUUUUAAGAAUUACUCUGAAAUUUUUUGUCACUUAAGAAAAUUUCUUCUGUUCUUGUCGUCCUUAAGAAACAGUAUCUAAGUGGAAUCCCUGUGGUUCAAGGGCCUGUCCCCAGAUUGGCAGAAAGUUCAUUUUCUCAAUUUGCCUACAGAGAAUCUGGUGUCAUUAACACCAGGAGGUCACAGUGCUACUGAUUUCUAGCCUGAAGCCAUACCCUAUCCACCUUGACUGGAUUCCGGAGACUUUUAUCAGGUUUCUGGAAAGAUCCUUGUCUCCUUAAUAUUUCAUUUACAAAUUACUUCUUAAAAGAGGUUGCUUUCCAUAUUGUCUAGUUUAACUGUUUUUGUGUUGUGAUUGCAUUUUCAGAGAGUUAUAUUUUCAGGAGUACACUGUUUUUAAACCUAUGGCGCCUAUGUACUGACACAGUUAAUAUACAUUAUUUUGGGAAAAUAUAGAAAUAACUCAAUUUAUGCUGCUGUCCUAGAAAAGGAAUUACUUGAUGAUUCUAAAUUGUCUGUAGACUUUUUGAAAACACACUUGAAAUCCUGUAAAAAGUAAACUUACUUGUGCUGUUUAGCAUGACUGAAGGGGGUUUUUUCUCCAAUAAUCUAAGGAAAUUUAUCUUUUCUCUUGAGGGAAAACUUAGUUCCCCUUUUUAUAAAUAGUAUUCCAUAUAUAAUAAUGUAUUAUAUGAGUAACUUUGCCUGUUGCCAAAAUUCUGGGAUAAUCAUCAUUAAGCUGUUAGAAGCAGUAUCUUCAGGUCGUCCUUGCUUAUCACUUGAAAAUGGCAAAAUUUCAAGGAAAAAAAUCUUGUGUUCUGACGAUUUUAUUCCUAAAUUCUAAUACUUUAGAGUUUACUUUUUAAUUUAAAUUACAUAUUUAGUUUACCGGCUCCUUUUUUCCUUGGAUUUAGGAGAAGCAUUUGUGGAAAAACUGUAAUCUUUCUUAUGGUGUAUUACCUUAAACAGGAAAAAUUAAGAGUUAGUUUAAUACUUUUUAAUUCUUUUAUUAUCUUUUAUUUUAAUUACACAAGAUUUAAUGAGGUUUGGAGAAAAUUCAUAAUAUUGUAUCAGUUAUUCAAUGCACUGAGUAGAUACUUUUUAAUUUUGAAAGACUAAGAAAUUUUAAUCAGGAAUUCCAAGUCUUCCAGUCUGAUCUGUUUUAUUCACUAUCAGUUACUUAAGUUCCAUGAAAAUUCUAUUUGUUGAAAUCAUGAUAUAAAGAUCUUAGAAUUUUAAUGGAAUGUUCAUUUUUUGGGUGUGGUUUUCAAAAUUUCUUUCAAAAUAUUUCCAUGAGAAAACAUUAUCUCCCCUGAGAAUACUAGUUUCCCCUUAUAAUAACCUAAAUCAGCAUUUCUCACUUGACUGGGUCACCUGCAUCACUAUAACCUGAAGGGCUUAUUUUUAAAAUGAAGAUUCUAGUCCAUCCUCCAGUGAUUCUUAGACAAUACUUGUGGAAUGUGUCCUAGGUGAUGUUUAUGCAUGGGAAAAUCUAAGAAUCUCUGUCUAAUCUCUGUCUAGGAUUUUGUUAUUCUUACCAUGAAUACCUUAGCAAAUAUAAACAAUUAGGCUAAUGAAAUAUAAAUAAUAAAAUAAUAAGGCCAAUGUAAUAUAAGUAUUCUUUUCUAAGAAUAUUUUAUUUCUGUUAUUAGGCUUUUGGCUUGUUUUAAUAGCUACCAUCUUAUAUCCAGAAAAGCCCUCCUGGGGGUGAGUGGGGGGAGGGCAUUGGGGAAAUUUAUAAUUCUUAUUUCUAAAUUUUACAAUAUUAUGUUGUCCGCAUAAUUAAUGAACAUUUCCAUAGUUUGUUUUACUAGGACAAAUCUAGUACUUAACCUAAGAAUGCAUAUAAGAGGCUAUUAGGUCACUCUUUGUCCAGUUAGAAAAGUCAUGGCAAUAAAUGAUCUGGUAACAGUAAACAUGCCUUAAACCCGUUUUUCUGGUUUCAUUAAAACAUUGCAUUCCUGGCAUAUGUAGGGCCAGACUCUUGCUGGUCUUUGAUUGUGAUCCUAAAUUUAAAUCCCAGAGCCUUCACCUAAAAGCCACAAAUACAGUGACCUAAUAAUGUGUGUGUGUGUGGGGGGGGUUAAUCCAGCAAACCCCAUAGUCACUGAAUUAUUAAAUAGGAUGUUUGUGAUUUUUUUUUACUUCUAAGAAGUAGUUGAAAGGGAAAUAAAACUCUUGAGGCUGAAAGAUAAGAUCUGGUUAUAAAUAUGGUACUAAAAUAGAUAAGCAAUGUUAGCUUAAUUUUCUUAAAAAACAGUAAUACUCUGAUGCACAUAAAAAUUGUGAAGCUUUUAAUGUUAAAGGAUAAGAAGAGUUGAGUUCUGAUCCAUUUCAUAAAAUUACAGGUCAUUGGAGUAUUAAUCAGAAGGGACCCUAGAGGUGAAUUCACUCUGGUGACUUGGGUUUUUUACUUAGACACCACUAGUAAUGUGAAAUAUGAAAUAUUUUGACAAAUUAUUAGAAAUCAUGUGAAAAAAGUUUAUUUGAUUUAGUUUAAUCAUAGUACAUUGUUUCUAUACCCUACCUAAAAAAAAGAAAACAAGAACUGAAUACCAGAAGACUGUGGUAUUAUAACUCAGCUUAAGUCAUUGAACUGAAAUUGAUACUAUGCCAAGAAUGACAACCAGACAAGACAUAAAGAUUAAUUUAUUCUUCCAAUUUCUAUUUUUUAAAAACAUAUAUAUGCAGUUCACACUUAGUAGAAACCGAAGCUGCAGAUAUUUUAGAAAGAGAAAAUAUGGGGGGAAAAAACACCCUAAGUACAGUAACAAUUCAUAUAUCUGUCACUGACAAGUGAUUAACUUGCAUAAGUUAAUUUUUCAGAUAACUGACGUAAAUCCAUUUAAUCUAAAAUGUAUUUUCUACUUCUCCACUUUUUUAGAGUAUAUUGACUGUAAUUUAAUCUUUUCUUUGCCAUGAUUAAGAACAUCAGUUCUUAUGAUGAUAUGAUAAACGGAAAUUCAUCCUGAGGGGCUACCGAGGUAUAUAAUGUCAUAUGCCCCUUUACUACAUGACCUCACAUUGCUAUGCUUUUGAGGAUGUCUGUUUUUCACAGUUUCUCUGUCUUCCUUUAUAAUCAGCUAUCCCUUUUUGCUGCUGUCUUGUGUGCCUGACUCCUGCAAUAGGCCUCUAAUUUGCUGCUUCUAAUCUGCUGUGGACUGAGAAACCAGAUUGCCAAACUUGCUAGAAUUGUGUCUAAAAUAAGAGUAAGUAGACUGAGAGAGGGCUAAGGGCCUUUUCUGUCAGUAAAGUGCAUGGACUUUGUGACACCUGUUUGGCUGCUUUAGCAUACUUUCACUUGCCUCUUAGUUCUUCACUAAGAACUUGCUAAAAUACAUGGUUGAAUAUGUGAUCGCCAUAUAUCUGAAGUGUUAAUUCAGUUUGUAUGUAUGUGUGUUUUUAGGACUCUCCAUUAAUGAAUUCAGUCUUCAAAAGAAAAGUUAUCUUUUAAUAAAUCAUUGUGUAUUUAUCAGGAAAAUGUUAAAUAUUUUGAUCUUGUUAAUUGUUCUUAAUACAGUACACAGUCUUAAAACUUACAGCACUAUAAAUGUGAAUUCAACUCUGUUCACUACGAUUUAUAUCCUAGAACUACUGGUUUGAGAUUAAACAUGCAUGGCUAAUUUAGUAUGACCUGGCUAAUGAAAUAUUUGGGGAUUGUGUCGUUUUAGAUAUCCCAGUUUUCUAUGGUGCAUAAACUAAAGCAUCAAAACUUUUUGGAAAAAUUUCUAAUGGAAAUCUUUAUAAAACUUAUAUGCACUUCUGUCUUCUUAGAUAAUACAGGAAAUACAUUUGAACUUUUCUGUGUUAAAAUGAUCAUUAUUUACAUUAGUUAUUAUGCUCUGAUACAUUAGUUAGGCACGGAGAACUAUUUGCCCAGUGCUGAAUCAUUCAUUCUGUUCUUUUUUGGUUUUCAUGUCUUUGUUUUCUAAUAAUCAUUCUGAUUUCUCCAUUUAUGUUACUGCUUGCUUAAGUGUGCCUUUAGCAGUAGCCUUUCUCUGCCUUCAUAAUGCUGCUUCUAAUCUACUUUGGUUUUGAAAACCAGAUGACUAAACUACCUAGGAUUAUAAAUUAAUAGUAAAUUGAUACAGAGUAAAGAUGUGAAGAACCUGAUUAUAUUUAAGUGGGUGCAUUUCGUGACUUGUUACUCACUACCUGUUUCACUGCUAUCCUUAAAAUAAGUGAAGUUAACGGAUUAGAUACUGCACCUGAAAUAGUCAAGAGUUGUUUCGUGCAAAGGAUCUACUCUGUUUCUAUACUUCACCUUCUAUAUAGUUAGUUCUAUACUCUAAUUUCCUGGCUCUAUUAAAAGCACUGGAGUUAGCGUUUUCUACAGGAUUUUCUAUUUGACUUGGAUACCACAUACUGCUAAAAAUUUCUUUGCCUACUUUUUUUUUUAAAGAGAAAUGCAUCUUCAUUUCCAAAACAAGAAGUAGAUUGAGCCCUGAAAAAUAAGAAAACAUUUAUUAUUGAUAAUGCAGGGAUCUGAGGAGUAAUAAGGUUUUUAGAUUCUUAAGUAAUUUUAAUGUAUUUAUUCUUUGAUUUUACUAGUUUUUAAAAGUUUUCUUUUAAUGUAAUUAAAGGAAAUUAUGUAAAAGAAUUAUGUAAAAAAAGUAUGUAAAAAGCUUGCCAAAUAUUAUCAGUAUUAGAUUUAAUGAUAUUGACAGAUAUUUGAAUGACUGAAUUCCCACUGUCAUUCUGUAUUUUGACAUGUUUAAAUUAUCAUUUAAUGUGUUAAAUAAUCAAGCAGGAUUGCUUUUCUUUCUUAGAUGAAAAAUAAACAUUUAUGAAAUUUGCAUGGUAUAAGAGUUGCAAGUAAAAUUCAAAUCUGUCAGUUGUUUUAGUAACUGUAUGUUGAUUCAUCCUUCCGUCACAUACAUGGUGAUUCAAACCAGUUUCUUGAGUUGAUACUGCCAUUACAGAAGAAACAGUCAAAAUGCCAAACCUGGGUUGGUGAUACAAGGAAAAAAAUUCUCUUCGAGUAUAUUUGUGAGAGGAAAGUGAUUCUACUCAGCAUAAUUCUUAUAAACCUAAAAAAGGAUGAAUCGAUUACAGGAUUCAUAUAUGCAUGAAUAUGGAAGUUGAUUUUAUGAAUAUCCUAUAAUGUAAUAAACUAAAGUGCAUAUAUUUUUAAUGCUAUAUAUUUUAAUAUAUUUUAGCCUGUCAACAAUGAAAUUAGUGUAUUUCAUCCCUAUUUGCUGAAUUUCACUUGGCAUAUAUCAAACAUUAUUACAGUAGGACAAAAGAAUAGAUUUAUGACUAUAUUUUCUUUUAAAAUUGGUAUAUUCUAUGGAAUAUGGUUGUAGAAAUAUAUAUAAGAGCAAAGCAAUCAUGUAUUCUUUUCCCCUUCCUAAGUAAA